This is a messenger RNA of Spirometra erinaceieuropaei, 13282 nucleotides long. Lineage: Eukaryota; Metazoa; Platyhelminthes; Cestoda; Diphyllobothriidea; Diphyllobothriidae. The record is from the annotation of a GenBank genome assembly.
AUGUUUAAGCCCAAUCGAAUUGGUGGAAGCCGAGGACUGCUCGUCUGUGGCCGACAACUGCGGCAUUUCGUCAGCAGUUUCAGCAACUACGCAUCUCCUCCCUCCUUCCCAAUUGGCCUCAGGGAUCACUACAUAGAUCACAUGUUUGGCGCCUACGAGGAGGUCCUUUCCACCGGGAUCCGCUAUCUGCUCCAGGCGCCUAGGUGCCAACAAUAUUCUCCUAUUUCCCGCUCCCCGCUUGUCUCUGUCAUCACUGAUUACGACGUCUUAACAUAAAUGCUUUUCUUCCAUGGGGUUUGGUGUUGUGUGUUUUUACGAACUGGACGUGCCGCCACACACCGAAUGUUGGCAUGUGCUAUGGGUGAGCAUCGUCAAUUAGGCCUGCCAGACUGCGAUCUAGUUCCCGCUGUUUAUGCAGCGCAUCCAUUGCGUGGUUUGUUUCAGGGGCAAAUGUCGCGGAGAUAACGCUGCACGACGGUGCCGUGUGAGCGAUAGCGCAUCAUCCCCCCAGGCCAUGAGCACAUGUGCGCAAACUAUGCACGGCAGAAAUGCCAGCGAGCUGCCCGCCCCUCCCCCAGUCCACUGGCUGACAAGAUAUGUCUGUCCACCCUCCCUCCUUUAGGUUUACUGCGAUAGGCUCUGAUCCACCGGGCCUCGGUUUCGGCACUUCCCCCGCCUGCGACUGCAGUGAUCCGGAGGUCCUGCAGCAAGAUGCCCGAGUUGGCGUGAAUUUGAUGCAUCAACACGGUCAUCUGCCCUUCUUCUGUGUCAGUUGGUGAGAGGGCAACCAGUCAGCCAUCCGGGCAGCAUCGGAGUUAUGGGUGCUGACAUCAACCUCCUGUCAACCGACCUCUCGUCUGACGUCUCGAUUUAAUUAUCUGUACCCCCUUAAGGUCGAUAAGUACUAAAACAAAAAAGCGCGAUAAAUGCACCGAGACAGUGCACCAAUUUUUAUUUAAUAUUUGAAUGUGUUGUCACAUUUGGUUUUCUUGCUUUCCAUGUAUCCCACACCAUAAACAGGCCCGUCACGUUAUAUCAGCCACUGUACGCAGUCUCCUCAUUCCCAGACCGCCUGACUCGAGCAAGCCACCGAGGGUGAUGUCUGUCAAAGUCGGCCCCGUCUCUUAAUGUUUUCACUUUACACGGAACAAUGAGCUCUGCCUUGAUUAGGACUGGCCAACAAUUGUUUCUUAACGAUGUGAAAACUGGCGGUGUAACACGUCCCUUCUCAGGACCUAGAGUCAGACUCCGUGCCUCAUUGUUGAUGUGGACCUCGGAUUACGCUCGACUGGGUGAUAUCUCCCUCACCCCCCUCCCCAAGUGGAGUCUGGAAGGUGGUGUGCAGUUAGGGAAUUGGUAGUGUGUGGCGGGCGUAUAUGAUCUGUACGGAUGUGGUCAGCCUGAUCAGUGAACAGAUGAGGUUGAUAAGGAGAAUGACCACAUAAUUCGCUGCUAUCAACACGCUUACUGAUGCCAUGUUUUCAUUUCGGCCGCCGCUAUUGUGAUACAAUGAGCUAAUCUGUGAACUGGGUCCUCUAGGUGGAAUCAUUUGAUCGCCACGAGGCACGACCUGCACCGGCUGCGGGCAGACUGGAAGCAGCACUGGUGACCUUCGUGGGGGCCAGUUUACUGUGAGGCAGACCUACGCAUCAUCUCCCUCCCUCUCACACCCACCGGACUCCGAUGGAAAGACAAUGUCCAGAUGACUGGAGGUGGGAUCGGGCGCAGUGGUGGACAAAGCUACAAACUGUCCGUCUAUGCAUUCCCUCACGCGACCUGGUCAAGCAUCGAGCGGUAAUGGUGUUGGCGGUGGAUUUUAGAUAGGAGGAGGAGGAAGCGGAUGAUGGGGGCUGACAGUAUUCAUCCGUAGCAUUUGAGUGUUGCCGGCCACCCUCCUUGUUUUCCUACAUUGCUAAUCCAGUCAUUAGGCUAAUGCGUCACUCCUGUUCACCUUCAGCGACAUCCUUCGAUGUCUCUGGGUUGAUUUUUAGGUAAAGCACCCUAACGAACAGACUUGCGUGCGGACAGUCUCAGAUGAGACCGCGCCUUUGUCGGUGGGGCGGAUAGCGCCCUGACCACUACCGAAUUUCUGCACAGAAGAUCCGGCCUCUACUGCUGUCUUCCCCAAUCUCACGUCAUGCACUUGGUCAUCUCACAACCCACAUAGUUUGAUAGGCAGCAACUUACGGAAUAGAUCAGCCUUCACCGUAUACAUGUGCGUGAAGAAUUCAGUAAUGGCGAUGUGAGCGUAAAAUCGCAGUGCAGACAACGUCAACUUUGAUGACGUGGAUGCGGAUAUCAUCGGUGAGGUAUGGGGAAAAUUUGUGUGGACACACAUGGAAUAUGCGGUACAGGCUUGGCGUCCGUUACUUCGGGAGGGCAUAGCUCAUCUUGAAGGUGGUGUGCAAGGACGUGCUAGAUAGCUUGUCCAUGAACUCAAAUACUUGACGUACGAAUAGCGCCUGACAGCCUUAAACGUUUAUCGUCUCCAAUAUCGACAAGACGUCCGUGAGCUUUUACUCACGUUCCUGUUGUUACGGCCAAUUGAUCUUGAUGUGGACUGACAAAAUCUAUUCGAAAUGGCACCAAAGACGAAUCUUCGACGUCAUGAUUGCCAACACGACAGGGAAAUACGCCGCAACAAUCAACGCCAUAUGUCCUGACAGACUUGAUUUCACAACGCAUCCACUGUUAUCCCCAUGUAUAUAUAGUUCUUCGUUUUAUGUGACAUUCCCUCCACACAGUUUAUGGGGCUUAGCUUCCAACUAAUUGUGGAUUAUCAUCUACCACUCCUCUAGUUCCUGCCGAAUUUCAACUGGUCGUGUGUGUGUGCGUGUGUGUGUGACACUGAGAUCGGGUUGGAGAAGUGAGCGCGAUGCUUGUCAUGCUCAGCCCCAACUCUCUGUUUCCCACUUUAAACAGAAUUCAAACUGGUCCUGUGUGGCUCACGUGGAUGGGCUGUGCAUAUUUCUGCGUCAGUGCGUCAACGCUCACUUCCGACCUCCCGCCUGCCCAUCACACCUCGCCCCUUUCGGGUAACCCGUGACCUAGCCAUAGUUCAGUUCUCACAGCUACCACCAAUGCCUCCUUCAUUCCCAUGUGCCUACCUCUUCCUAAAAAUAUUUCAUUAUUCCACUAUUAUCCAAUAUUCUAAUUCAUCACAUAGCUAUGACCACGUCCAAUUAUUAUUAGCUGGUAUCUCCACCGACGUACACAUAAGUCCAAAGUCAGAGUUGCAUUUAAAUGACAAAGUAGUAUUUCAUUAGUCAAGAACAAACAUGCACGAGGUCUGGGAGCACUGCCCUAUGAAACCAGACUGUCAACUCUCAACCUGUUUCCCUUAUAUUAACAUUUCGCAUUAUCAACGGCAUAGACAGUUGUUUAGAUCCCACUGAUUAGUUUACUCAAGCUAACACGCCCACUUUGCGCGGUCAUCCCGUAAAACUACGCGCAGGGAAAGAAAGGAUCAAUGGACGAAGGUUAUAUUUCAGUAACAGAGUAGUUGCAGCGUGGAAUGCCCUGCCUACCGAUGUUGUAGUUGCCUCCUGUGUGAAUUCUUUGAAGUGUAGACUUGACGCUUAUCAUGCUUCCCAAUCACCAGCCUCACAUCCACUCACGUAACCCGACACUAACGUGUGCAUUUGUGCUACUUGCAAUUAGGAAGUAAGCGUUAAUGAUUACUAUUUCUCGGCUAACUGGCAGCUGUCCGGCGUUAUGUACAAAAUUCCUUUUUCAUCUUCAAUGGUUUUUCCCUUAAUAAACAGAAACACCCCAAUGACAAUCAGAAGAGGUCUGAUAUAUGAAGGUGGGUUGCUGUGCGACUAUCUGUGGACGCUCUAGCUGGCAGCUCUGAGCAAAACGGUCUCGAACGUAUUUCGUCCUGCUUUCAAACGAUAUCCAGGUGACUUUGCAAAUCAGCAGGCCACAGCCAAUGAGAUAACGUGGCAGAAUGCGCAUUCUGCAAUCGCCUCUUCCAAGUCCACAUAAGCAACCGUUUCAACCAGAUGACACAUCCCAAUAUUUGGAAAAAAAUAGCACAUCUUUCGGUGCAUUUAUCGCGCUUUUUAUUUUAGUACUCGUCAGCAUUAACAGAAACAGUGUAUGAGGAGUACAGACACAGAUCAUUGAAUCGCAAUGUCAGGUGACACGAGGUUGGUGUCAGAGGACAAAUAGCCGAAUGCGCCACCAGCAGAACUGGCCAAUGAAAACGCGGCUGACCGUCGAAAUUCAAGUCUGAUGCUGUCUGGAUGGCUAACUGGUCGCCCUCUGACCAGCCGACGCAGGAGAUGGGCAAUUGGCCCAACUGCUGUAUCAAAUUCACGUCAUGUCUGGCAUCCUACAGCAGGUCCUCGGGAUCACUCCAGUCGCGGGCUGAGGGUGGAAUGCUGAGAACGCAGUCUGACGAAUGAGAGUCCAUCGCGGUAAACCUGCAGGCAGGAAGGGAUGGAAGAUGGGGACGGAGAGAAUUACGUUGUCAACAGACGUCAGACACCAUUGUCAUGCAUAGUUUACACCAGUGUGCACACAGCACGAAGGCUUUGUCGUGUAGCCGUCACACAGUACCCUCAUGCAGCAUUAUCAUCGCAAGCAAGCAUCUAGAAAUGAAUGAUCGUGAGCGACGAUCGGGCGAAAUCCUCCUUUUACAUAAAGUGCUCUAAGAUUACAUUCAUACUGAUGUACGGCACUGAUCUGCUUUCCAUCAUUCCGAAAAACUGCCCUUUGCUGCAAUUGUCGCAGGAAGUCCAGAUAGUGCAUCACUGCCUGUCAUUAUCGGGACAGGGUCCACUGCGGGCAGUCAUUCUGGAGAAUACGGCCGACAGAUUGACUGUCCGUUUUAUCCUUAUCUACAGGCGUGUGAUGUGUAACUAACUGCAAGCUAGGUAAGAUAUUCGCAGAAGAAAAGACCCAGAUCUAGCAUGAUACUACUGCGACGUCUCAAACUCUCACUCCGGUCCGCCAUCAAUGAUCAAUGAAAACAUCGAAGGCUAUUGAAUCCCAGGACCUUGUGGGACAUAGGUGUGUGCAAGACAGUUCACUCUCCAGACGUGCCUUAAAAGCAAUACUUUUCUGACGUGUGUGCCAAUGAGCGGUCUCUGUAUGCUAGCAUCCCCACCCAAUCUUCAGUGUGUACAAAUUGGCUACGUAUUGUGGUCGACGGCAUCUGCGUCAGUUGUAUAUCGUAUUUCCGCAUGCGACUUUCAUGGUGUGUCCAGAUCUAUAUCUACAUCAGUUUGUAAAUAUACGCUACACGAAGCCGCCAUGGAGAGCAAGCAUUUCGCUUAUGACGUCGUAAUCAGUGAUGGCGGAGACGAGGAUGGGAGGGAGGGAAUGAGCAGGAUAUUCUUGACUCCUUGGCGCUUGGCGCAGAUAGCGGAUUCUGACGGAAAGGGCCUCCUCGUAGGUACCAUACAUUUGAUUUUUGCGGCGAGCCCUGCGGCCAAUUCGGAAGGAGAGAGGAGACGAGCGGUCCUCAGCAUCCACCAGGUCCAUGGGGAUUGAACAUGCACUUUCUACAAUGAUUCCGAUAGGAGAAUCUGUAGGUGGAUUUUUAAAAUUGCAAAAUGCCCGUACAAAUGUGUCUGUAUUCUCUGGUACAGCAUAAAUGCAGAUAAAUGUGCAAUUUGUCCAGAAAGACAGGGCGCAUCGGCCUGUAACACUAUUUAACUGUGGAUGCAAAAUCAAUGAAGACAUGCCCAAUAUUAAGAGCGCUCUGGAUUUUGUCCUACUCCAAUGCAGGUCUCUUCUCGUAGGUUCGCGUACCAGGUCGGUCACGGUUGAUGAAAAAUGCAAUCUUGUGUCCAAAUGUAGCACGAUCUCGUAAAGGUUCAGUCUCGUCUUCGGGGCUCAGUCUGAUAUUUUCAUGGUGAUUUAAUUGAGAUCUCAGAUCUAUGGAUUUCGUGUGACCCAGCUUGACAGGAAGUGUGUAGGGCUGUCCCUCAUGUCUUCUUCUUCUUCUUCUUCUUCUUCUUCUUCUUCUUCUUCUUCUUCUUCUUCUUCUUCUUCUUCUUCUCCAUGGUACGGCUGCGAUAAUGCCUGAUCUAGCCGGCAUCAUCGAGGCCUUCUCUGCUUGUCAGUCGCAUUUAUAUAACAUCAUUCGUUCUUUCGCCUGUGUUAGAGAGAGGGAGAGGGAGAGAGGGAGCACGAUAGAUCUCAUUUUGCAAGUGUCAUUCUAAAAUUUUCAGCAAAUAGGCCUCCAUCCACAGUGGAUAAAAAUGGGGCAUGCAAAGCAGAUACAGCUCGUGACCGGUCUCAUGAAAUAUUGAUCGAAAUUCUGAAUGGAGUUUUCGGUUAGGAAGGAUUACGUAGGUGGGGUUGUAACAUUGAUUAUCGUACGGCAUAACGCUAUAUAUUUCGGACUCGCCAGGAUGUCGCCUUUUGAAUGCAUUCCUUUUCGACCUCAUGCAGAAACCACAAUCUGUAAAAAUGAUCACUUAUUCUGCAUGCAUUUUUCAAAUUAAUUUUCGUCUCUGCCGAUAAAUUCAAAUAUAUUUUGUAGAAGAAGUGCACAAAAUAUACACCAUUUAAACCUUUGGUCGGUAACCACAUUGUGCUCACAUUUUUUACCCGAAAGUGUGUAUUUCAGUUUUGAAAAUGUUUCCCAAUUCCCGAAUCAUUUCGAGCCUGAUCUGCCACUGCAUUAGCGCUAGUCGUUUGCAGUCUGCACGGUGUACGCUUUCCGUGCAAGGAAAAUCACAUACUCCUCUAUGCCUUUAAGAAGAUACUAUAUGGAUUUCAUGAACUUCUGCAAUGGAUGUGGACUAUGUUGUACAUUUGAUGAGGAGCACUGUGACACUUAUAUGUGCCAUGCUGUAUGUAUGGUCAUCGCACGGUCUUAGAAAUCUCGUAAUGCAAAACUUUUUUUAAAACCGAAGGAUAAAAUUGCUUGGGGUAUAAAAUGUAAAGAGGAUGUGACCUUCUACCAAACUACUAAAAGAAAGCAUAUUUUUGCGCCUUUUCUAUAUAAUGUAUUUAAAUUUAUUUUGUCAGCGAAAAUUGAUGUGAAUAAUUCAUAGUAAAUAAGUAGUCAUUUUUCAACCAGCGUGGUUUCUUCAGAAGAUUGUAAGCAAGUUCAUUCAAAUGGCGACAUUCUGUCGAGUACGAAAUUCAAUAGCGUUAUGCUGAAUGAUAAUCAGUGUUACAAUCCCACCCAAGUAAUUCUUCCCAAUCGAAGCAUUUCCGCCAAUAUUUCAUGAUAUCGGUCAAUCACUGUGGUGAACAGAAGAUCAGAAGUCUGCCACCGUUGUAUACCGACGUGGCUGAUGGACUUCGGCCGAAAUAUUCAUACAUACAGAUUUUGGUGUGAGCCUACAGACCUUAAGGAUGCAGAUGUACUCCAGGUUUGCAGUUAAUUUCUAAGGAAAUUUAAGGAGCAACGAUGACCUAAUUAUUGUACUUCAGAUAAACAAAGAGGGGAAAAUGUAUGUAUAUAAUUCGCGAAAUAGGCCAACAGAUGUACAUAUAAGAAAACUCCCAUGUGACUGAAGAGUAGAAAAAAAAGAUAACUAACCUGCCCUGUGACGAUGGCGGUGGCUGGGAUGUUGUGUGGUAGGACAGUCAGCGCUUGAGGCGAGCUUGUUUGCCUAUGGCAGUCCGUUCUCCUGGUCGACAGUCUGUUAUUCUUUCACGACGCCUUCUGUCAGCCUGACACCUCCUGCCAUUUGCAACGCACGUGACAUGGCCACGUCGUGGAGACGACUUGACGCCAAUCGGCGUUGUGUCAUUUGAUAAGAAGUAGAAGCGAUCGCUGGAAUAAGAGCCUUAUUCGCCCGACGGUUCGGAUUCUCCCUCGAAGCCAUCAUCAGAGGCAGUAGCAGAAACGGGUGAUUCGUCCACGGGAGGUUGCAGUAUUUAUAGGAUGCAGUCGCUAUGCCACUGCAUGCCAAUGAUAAUUAAUCGCCCUCCCGCCCCCCUCAUCGGGGAUUGUUGCCCGCUGGUGCGCUAAUUGCUUCAUGGACUGCAUGCAAGUUGUCAAUUGCUGAAAUCUCAUCACUCGUGUUGCAUGCUGGCGGGAUGAUUUCUCGGCCAUCUGGCUCAGCGGCCUGCGGGCAGGGAGUGAAAGCAUGCACAAGGAUUGCAUCAUUCGCCAUGAUCUGAUGCUGUCUCUGAUGUGAACCUGAAAGGUCAAUUCGUAUUUCCACGGUUGCGUCUCCUCCGCCUUCCUGAAAUAAAAUAUUUAAACACAUGAUUGGACCUCGGCUUUUAAAUAUAUGUUCUCAUAGUGAGGUGGGAGGAAGCAGCGAGCGUGUAUGUACAGGGACAGCCACAACCUGUCUUUGCUCUGCACUGACCUAGACAACUCCGGAAUAAGAUGUGCAUCACAUCUACGCACAUCGCUCGAUUCUCAAUAUGCUCCUACUAUAACAAUCAUCGUCUUGCCAUGUCUCACAUUGGUCUGGAGGAAACUAGACAAAGCAUAUAUCCCGAAUGCCAAGUAUUUUUCAGCACGACUACACCGCAUCAUGAUGGCUUGUUGCCUAAAAUCAAGGCCAAAUGUGAUAUCUCAGCGUGUCUGUUGCGGUCAUAUACGCUGGUUCUUCAUGUUGACCUGGACUCCUUUGGAAUUUUGAUAAAAAGGAACCUUCAAAUAAGCCCCUCAUAUGCGCGCAAGCCCGUUCUUAAUCCGAGCAGGAUUUUCCGGCGUGUUUGCAAGUCACUCUGCGUACUUUAAUCUUCUCCCAUUUGUCCUCUCCGUCCACCAGCGCACAAUAUCAAGCAUUCGUCACACACAGUCCUAUGUGUGUCGCACGUAAAACAGAGACGUCACGUCAUCUUAGCCAUCAGUCUACGUCCACUCCCCCUGCCUGUCGCUACUCCGUCAGCCUCAUCGGCUGGUUCGGUUAUUUGAAUGUGCCCCUACGAGACUGCGCGAUAACUAACUGUUAGCUCAUGCUCGCAAUUGACUGUGUACACGAAACCUCUAAGGAUGAGUGCAGUUUAUGCCAAAGUCAAACAACUGCAGCCACGUCAAUAUUCACAACGGACAGCAAUCCACCGCCAGUCCCUUCUGUCAUUGACAAUAUUUCUGUUUGUGGAUCAUCGUCGGAGACACUUUUUGGCUCAUAUAGGCCGAGCAGUUGUUUCAGAGUCUCGGGCGACCUGCGGACUGGUUAAGGAAAUUGCAGCCAUUGGCGAACUCCGCCGUGUGCCGCACAGACUGAAGGCAGCACUGGCGGCGUUCGCAUGAAUCCGUUUAUUGUGAGGCAGCUCUGUGCAACAUCUACCCCACUCCCUCCCUCCCUCUUUCCCACCCACACCCACCGGACUCCGAUGGAAAGACAAUGUCCAGAUGACCGGAGGUGGGAUCGGGUGCAAUGGUGGACAAAGCUGCAAACAGUCCGUGUAUGCGUUCGCUGACGCGAUCUGGUAAAGCAUCGGGUUGUGUGAAAGAACAUGCAUCGCGCAUGCAUGAGCGCUGCAUGUCCCGUCCGUGUGUCGGGCGAUGUGGAGUGAGUUCCUGUGUGGUGUAUGUGCUGGUGGAUAGAGGUGAAUACGACCUAGAGCGUCUCCGACCCGUCGACACACAUCUACCUCAGUUAUAUGGCUUGCCCAAGAUCCACAUAAAUGGUACACCGGCUCUAGACAUGAAAAACUCGCCGCCCCAUGCUAUAGCGAAAUGGCUAGCGAAGAAACUUAAGCACAUACAGUACCGGUUAUCAUCACAUAGUUAUCGGUAUACCUUUUAAUUCGUUAACGGCAUGAACGAUCCCGACCUAAUGGGAAAGGUUAUGUUUUCGCUAGACGUCUCUUCUCUUUGUACGAACAUACCGGUCACAGUAAUCGUCAAUUACCUCUGUGAAUCCAUUGCCUCCAAUCAUCAUGAUAUAGGACUGCCGGUGGAUGCUCUCAAAGAAUUGCUGCUGAGAUGUACCUUAAACGUACAGCUUCUGUUUGACUACAAUCUGUAUAGACAAAUCGACGAAGUAGUUAUAGGCCCGUCCCUUCGUCCGCUUUUGACGAAUAUGUUCAUGGGCAAGUUAGAAGCUUUCGAACUUCUUCUCCAGAUCGAUGGUCUGAGAUAUUAUAAACGCUAUGUGGAUGAUAGAUUCGCGAUUGCACCUAAACAAAACGACGUUUGAGUCCCACGUGUGGAGAGGACAAGGACCAACUGCCAGGCCAGACCACCUCUAUGUGUAAGUACUCCAUCACCUCCUCCUGCGGAGCAGAAUAUAGUGGUCGCACAAUGCGACGUUUGUCAAAAGGAAUAAGAGAGCACCUUCCAGCAUGGUUAGAGGAGGGUCAAAUGAAGAAAGUUAACAGGUCUAUCCUCGCGCACAUGAUAGACGCGGACCACGGUGUAGAUUCCGGGCAGGCCGUCUGGGUGAUUUACAAGGUUCCGUCAAGCCAUCCAAAAUCACUUGGACAGCGUCUGUUGGCAGCGGCAGAGACGGCUGCAUUCAGGUUGCACAAACAAAUCCUAUGCACGCUGAGAUCUUCAUGCAUGCCUCGCAGUUAACAUUGGCCAAAGUCACCAAGGCAGCCACCGGCCUAUAAUUACCCGUCCCAGUGUCCACUAUUCCCCCUCCCCCUUGACACUGAGGGCAAUAUUGUUUUUCGUUUCACCCAACCCCUACUACAGAAUAACGUCUACUUGCCCGCUUUUUAUUAUUAAUCAUUUUGAUAGAAAUAUAAAUUCCGCAAAUAUUCCCAUGUUACACUUGAAAAGUCCAGUUGGCGAACACGCGUUUUCGGUACUUCUUCGUCAGGCCGAUACAAUUACAUUAAGGAAUGAAAAUGUACAAAAUCAACAGUGUUUAUGGGUGUCCCAAGAGCUAUUAAGUCAUUAACACUCAUCAUCCCCACGCCGCCCGCAUGACAAGGUCGGCGGGUGUUAGUCGUCAGAGCUAGGGGAGGGGAGGGGGAUAAGAGAAUUAUUGAGUGAUGUUCUUGGAUUGAGUACACGGAGUACCCAUCAUCGUGAUUAGGGAUUUGAGGCGGCAUGGCUUUAUCACUUGGGGUUGGCGAGGUGAGACCCGGUCGAUUUCGAGUUCUAUCCUCGCACAUUUAAUCGAUACGAACCGCCGAGUCGAUGCCAAGAAAGCAUUUCUGAUUGUCUACCGGACACCAACAUGAUUCUCUAAAGGCCUACGCCAACGGAUACUAGCAACGGCCGAGGCAGUAGCUAUACGGCCAGCGACUCCGGUGUUAUGCUGUCAGAAAACUCUGACACAAGCGCUUUAUCUGCCGUGGCCAACGCCAACCCCAAGUGAUAAAGCCAUGCCGCCUCAAAUCCCUAAUCACGAUGAUGGGUACUCCGUGUACUCAAUCCAAGAACAUCACUCAAAGAUUCUCUUACCCCCCUCCCCUCCCUAGCUCUGACGACUAACACCCGCCGACCUUGUCAUGCGGGCGGCGUGGGGAUGAUGAGUGUUAAUGACUUAAUAGCUCUUGAGUCACCUAUAAACACUGUUGAUUUUGUACAUUUUCAUCCCUUCAUGUAAUUGUAUUGGCCUGACGAAGAAUUACCGAAAACGCGUGUUCGCCAACUUGACUUUUCAAGAAAUAUAAAUGUGUAGGCCUGAAGGUAAUUUAUUGAAAGCAGACGUAUGCACACCAAAUUGUCUUUUGACAGACUAUUGAAACAGAAAACACAUUUAUUAGCCUUUACAAACCAUUCGACCGUGGCUUCUAUUCAGUCUGAAGCGCAUGCCACAAGCAUUUCUCCUAGCGAAACGAAUCUUACAUGCAGACAAGUAAUACCUUUCAGUCAAAGACUUUUGGCGACCAGACAUGUUGGUUAUGCAGCGCGCCUUUCGGCCAAGGUUACAUGCGAUUCGGAAUUAACCGUACCAAAGUUAGCAUUGAGUUGUCAGGACUGCGGAUGUCCUAACAGUGAUGAUAGCAUGCUCGUACGGAUAUUCGCUAGUGGUCAGCAAGAUGUCUUCGUGCAUGCAGUGACCUUGACUCCUAGGGCUUAUAAAGUAAAUUAACAAUGGUUUGUAGUGGCUGGAAAAGGCGUUUUGUUUUAAUGCGUCAAAAUGCCUGACGUUAAACUUGGACAGGAAUUUCAAUACCAAUUUGUCACCAAAUUGUAUUCUCGUGGCCACUUUGUUACUUCUAAUUCUGCUCGUCAAUACACCCGUGCAUAUUUAUCCAAACAUUAACCGAUUUAUUAAAAACAUUCGUGACUCCGUAUCGUUCCGUUUCUAACUAUUUCCACUUUGAUUCAUCCCCGCCCUUCUCUUCAUUGAUCACAUUAUUUUAGCCUGACCUUAUUGGCUAUGCCCUCUGCCUAACAUUUUCAACCAACACAAGUGCUAUCCUUCACUCUCAGUGUCAAUUCGCCAGUCAUUUACUAAAAUUAUCCGACCUCAAGUACAACGACAUCGUUUACUCAAGUCCAAAGACUCCACCUGCCAGCGAGCCGAAAACCGACAUUCAUAUAUUUGAUCUUCCUUGACCGUGCGGACAGAUGAUAUUGCAUUGUGGCUGCGCGUUGUGGAACGGCGUCUCGCCCUGUGCUAGACUUACAGGGGAGGAUACGAAAUUUCAUUGUGCUGCAGAAACACUGCCAAUGGAUAUCGAUACGGACCUUCGCGAUAUUGUAGAUUGUCCGCCCACAGAAGCCCCGAAUGCGGCCUGAAAUUAUGCAUUCAUCUGCCGCAUUUCCCAAUCAACGCAAAGACGUCUGCAUCGCUUGAUUCCGAAGAGGACCUUGGUGGCAGGAAGUCUACGCUGCUCCACGAUGGCAUGAUGGCGCGAAUAAAGAACAAUGAAACUGUCUCAGAGGCAUUCACAAUGACCAACGGAAUGAAGCAGGGCUGCAUGCUCGCGCCCACUCUACUCAGCCUUACGUUCUUUGACGAAGCAGACACGAUCGCCGGGAUCGUGUCUCCUUCUUCAAGACUACUUCCUGGGACUCGGCUCUUCGCUUCUUACGUUCUUUGCCUACCGUGACGAACGCCCUGGGAUCCGCAUCGCCUACAGGACGGACGGCCAACUCCUCAAUCACUGGCGGAUGCAUUUCCAGUCGCAUGUAUCCACAACUACCGUCCAUGAACUUCUCUUCGCGGAAGAUUGUGCUCUCAACGCGACCACACAAAGGGGCAUGGAUCUCAUCGCCGUCGCCGCCGCCUGCGACAACUUAGGCCUGUUCAUUAACACGCAGAAAACGGUGGUUAUGCAUCAACCGUCACCCACGGCUGUCUACGUCGCCCCCCAAAUCAACCUGAACGAAGCCCAACUGCAAGUCGUGGACAACUUCGCCUAUAUUGGAAGCACACUCUCGCGCAACACAAACAUCGAGGACGAGGUUGCCCGUCUGCUGUCCAAAGCCAGGCUGUAA